This is a messenger RNA of Triticum dicoccoides, 2020 nucleotides long. Its product is annotated as AMSH-like ubiquitin thioesterase 3. Gene Ontology annotation, molecular function: metal-dependent deubiquitinase activity; K63-linked deubiquitinase activity; protein binding. Gene Ontology annotation, biological process: protein K63-linked deubiquitination; protein K48-linked deubiquitination. The transcript has 14 exons. The coding region runs from base 121 to 1662 and encodes 513 amino acids. Gene Ontology annotation, cellular component: membrane; endosome. The record is from RefSeq and is a predicted model, not a curated record. Lineage: Eukaryota; Viridiplantae; Streptophyta; Magnoliopsida; Poales; Poaceae.
CGCGCGGAAUGCGAGUGUGUGACUAAUUCCUGAAGUCUGCCGCUCCUUUCCUAACCCGCGUCGCUAAUUCUCGUCGCGAACUUCUCGCCGGAGGAGCAGAGGAGCUCGCCAGAGAAGGCCAUGGGGCCACCGCAGCCAGCCAAGGGCAUCAUCAGCAUCGAGGCCUGCGCGCGGCCGAUCGCCGUCGACCACCGCAUCAGCCUCCCCUACUACUUCCGCAUCGCGGGCACCCUCCUCCGCCAGGCCAAGAUAUAUCGAGAUGAGAAGAACAUCCUCGACCUGUAUGUCAUCCUCCUGAGAUAUACGAGCUUGCUGUGUGAGACCAUCCCCAAGCACCGUGACUACCCCGUAUUCAAGUUGAGGGAAGCAGAGUUCGUCAGAAACGCCAACUCCUCUACACUCAUUGAUGUUGUCAAUGAGCUUGAGUCUCUGAAGCCAGUUGUGAAGCGGCAGCUCGUUGAGCAUAACAGAAGGGGUAGCCCGGAAGCUAAUGGUCUGAAUGGAACCCCUGCUGCAAGUUUAAGGACGGAGAAGCAUCCUCGAACCACAUAUUCCACACAGCCAUUUGUAGGUUCAUUGCAAAAAUUCUACCCAGAUGGGAGGCAUCACGUGGCAUCAUGGACAAGUAUCCAAACUGAUAGGCAGAUCCGCAAACAAUAUGUAAAUCUGCCUUUUCCAAAAGAAGAGACACUGGCUAGACAUUCAAUAUUAGGGCCUAAUGGGCUUCAUGGACAAUGGAAUGGACCUGUUGCUGCAGUCAAGGUCCAAUAUCCAUGCAAUCUUGAAUUUACACAAAGUGAUAUGACAAGUCUAGUGCCGGCUAUGUUGAACCAAGAUGGUCUGCAUGGUCCCAGUACCACACAUCCCGAUAGCACUACAAAAGACAACGAUGAUAUGCAAUCUGUUCUAUCUCUUGAUGAUGGUCGAUGGUCUGCACCAGCAGAAGAAUGCACCUCUACGCCUUCUGCUAGUCUGGAGGGAGAAUUGUCCCAGUUGAAUAUCAGACAGCCUUCACCCCCGCCAAUCCUGGCAGAAGUACAUCCUGAUCGCGCACCCCCAAUUUCUCCAUCAAGAGUUGCUGAUCCAACACAAGGACUUGCUAUAUCAGAAACCGGUCGUUAUCAUAACUUGCAUGUUCCGGUGAAGUUGAUGGAGUGUUUUCUAAGGGUUGCUGAGGCGAACACUAAAAGAAGUUUAGAAACUUGUGGGGUUCUUGCUGGUACCCUGAAAAAGAGAACUUUUCAUAUUACAACCUUAAUAAUUCCAAAGCAGAAAUCUACAUCUGAUUCGUGUGAAGCUACAAAUGAAGAAGAACUAUUUGAAGUUCAGGACAAGGGCUCACUAUUCACCCUUGGUUGGAUUCAUACACAUCCAACGCAGUCCUGUUUCCUGUCCUCUAUUGACCUCCACAAUCAUUAUUCGUACCAGGUCAUGCUACCUGAGGCAAUUGCAAUAGUUAUGGCACCUACUGACACAAGAAAAAAACAUGGUAUAUUUCAUCUAACGGAUCCGGGUGGUAUUGGUGUGAUCCAUGAUUGCCCGGAGAGAGGAUUCCAUCCACAUAAAGCCCCUCUGGAUGGCUCACCAAUCUACGAGCAUUGCUCUCACGUGUACAUGAAUGCUGAUACAAAGUUUGAUAUGAUUGACCUCCGAGAACAGUGAGAGGUAUCAGUUUCAUUCUGUCAUAGUUUGGCGGCUGUACUUGCGGCAGUUGAGCAAAUUGUCUGAGUUGAGCAAAUUGUCUGCCUUGAUUUCUCUAGUGCGCUGAAGAAAUGCGGGGAUACUGAUUUAAGUGAUUGUACAUAGCUAUUGUGUGUAUAGAGAUAUCAUUGGUACAUCCGGGGAAAUUGAGGAUUUGCGGUGUAAUUCACCCCCUUUACCUCUGGGGAUAUACACUUUUGAGAUGAGAUGUAAGUAAUGGUCAAUCUCAUUUUAUGCAAGGUUAAUUGUAAAAGCAUCAUAUGUUUUACUCCAUUCCGAAAUAAGUUGAUCGCUAUCUAAAAAAAGUUAGUCUUUAUUA